This is a messenger RNA of Solea senegalensis (Senegalese sole), 3446 nucleotides long. RefSeq names its product endoplasmic reticulum aminopeptidase 2 (gene erap2). Gene Ontology annotation, cellular component: cytoplasm. Gene Ontology annotation, molecular function: zinc ion binding; metalloaminopeptidase activity; peptide binding. The record is from RefSeq and is a predicted model, not a curated record. The transcript has 20 exons. Gene Ontology annotation, biological process: proteolysis; peptide catabolic process. Lineage: Eukaryota; Metazoa; Chordata; Actinopteri; Pleuronectiformes; Soleidae. Bases 273 to 3164 code for a protein of 963 amino acids.
CAGUGGGAGGGAGGAGUUAAAAACAGAAAGUGAAAGUCAACAGCACUCUCUAUGAGGAAGUAUGAUGAGGCCAAACUGACUGAGAUUCAAGCAGAAGUCCUGGGUACUUACAGUACGUGCCUGAUGCGUUUGCUUCAGCAGUGUCUCUGACGGUCCUCAGUUUCUCUCCCCGAGUCUCAGUUGUGACCUAAGGAUUUAAAUACCAGCUGUCACACUGUCACAUGAUAGGUUUGCCUUUUUAAAUCAAGCACCGAAAGGACAUCACCUCCACAAUGGUCUCGGCGAGGCUGUUGGCACUGUCCCUGUUUCACGUGUCUCUGGUUGCGUGUCAGAGUUCACAGCAGGCGUCAAACAUUACAGGAGGACAACCUAUGGGUACAGAUCAUCUGUCUUUCCCAUGGAGUCGUUUUCGCCUGCCUAGGUACAUCAUCCCUCUUCACUACCGCCUCCUCCUGCACCCCAACCUCACAAGUCUCAGUUUCACUGGCUCAGUGCAGAUCCAGAUCGAUGUCCAGAACAAUACAAACUGGGUUGUAUUACACAGCAAGGGUCUGAACAUCACCAGAGCCACGAUACUGAACCAGAACCUCGCUCAUCUCUCUGACCAGGUUCUUCCAGUUCUUCACAACCCGUCACAUGAGCAGAUUGGCAUUUUCUCUCCCAGAGUGCUCAGCAGUGGGCAAAAGUACUUCCUGUAUAUUGAGUUUGGGGCAGACCUGGUAGACGGCUUCCAUGGGUUUUACAUGAGCACGUACAGAACCACCACAGGGGAGACCAGAACCUUAGCUUCAACCCAUUUUGAGCCGACAAGCGCUCGGACGGCGUUCCCUUGUUUUGACGAGCCGAUCUUCAAAGCCAACUUCUCUGUACGGAUUAGGAGAAGCCCAGAGUUUAUUGCUCUCUCCAAUAUGCCCAUAGUGAACUCGGUCCAGAUAAACGCUGACCUGAUGGAGGACAGGUUUGCUGUGAGUGUGAAGAUGAGCACUUACCUGGUAGCAUUUAUCAUCUGUGACUUCAAAUCUGUCACUGCCUCCACAUCCUCUGGAGUGAAGGUUUCCAUCUAUGCCUCCCCUGAGAAAUGGUCUCAGACCCACUAUGCCCUGGAGGUUGCUGUCAAAAUGCUGGACUUUUACGAGGACUACUUCAACAUCCGUUAUCCUUUACCCAAACAAGGUAACAUUUCUCUUGUUUCCUUGUCUUUACCCUGUCACUUUUUAUUACCUGACCUGUUGUUUUUUUUCUUCUCAGACCUGGUAGCUAUCCCAGAUUUUCAGUCUGGUGCGAUGGAGAACUGGGGUCUGACCACCUACCGAGAGACAAGCCUUCUCUUUGACCCUGCCUCUUCCUCGCUGUCUGACAAACUCUGGGUUACUAUGGUGAUCGGCCACGAGCUCGCUCAUCAGUGGUUUGGUAACUUGGUGACAAUGGUGUGGUGGAACGAUCUCUGGCUGAAUGAAGGAUUUGCCAAAUACAUGGAGUACAUCUCAGUGGAAGCCACGUACCCUGACCUCGCAGUGGAGGAAUAUCUUCUGCAUGCCUGCUUUGCAGCAAUGAGCCACGAUUCGCUGAAUUCCUCUCGACCGAUAUCCAGUGCGGCAGAGAACCCCACUCAGAUCAAAGAGAUGUUCGACACAAUCUCUUAUGAGAAAGGGGCCUGUGUCCUUCACAUGCUGCGACACUUUCUGACCACUGAUGUGUUCCAGAGCGGGAUAGUGCGAUACUUACGCAAAUACAGCUACAAAAACGCACGCAACCAGGACCUGUGGGACAGUCUGGCCAAUACAUGCUCUGAAGAGGACUUUAUGUCAGGAAAACACUGUUACAGCAGCAGCCAGGCUACCAAGAAUGCAUACCUGUUUGCAGGGGAACAUCUGGACCUCACAGCCAUGAUGAACACUUGGACUCUGCAGAAAGGCAUCCCUCUGGUAACGGUGACAAGGAGCGGUUCUCGUCUACUGCUGAGACAGCACAGGUUCCUGAGGACAGUCCUGCCCUCUGACCCUCAGUGGUCCAAGUUACAGGAGGGUUUCUUGUGGCACAUCCCUCUGACAUACAAGACUGACACCUCCAGCACAAUGCACAGACACCUGAUGACAACAUACACAGACAGUAUACCCAUAGGAGAGGAGGUCAGCUGGGUGAAGGUAAACACUGACAUGACCGGCUAUUAUUUGGUCCACUAUGAGGAUGGUGGCUGGGAUGACAUCACCAAACUCCUGAGGGAGAACCACACGGCUCUGAGCUACAAAGACAGGACUGACUUGAUACACAACGCCUUUCAGUUGGUCACUGCAGGUCACCUGCCGAUCGAUAAAGCCUUAGACCUGAUUGGUUAUGUGCAAAAGGAGACACACACAGUCCCUCUCCUCCAAGGACUGGGAUAUCUGGAGACCUUUUACUGGAUGAUUGAGCACAGGAAUGAGCAGGAGUUGACACAAGUCCUGGUGAUGUACAUCCUGCGAUUUUUCCGCACCGUCAUCGACCAGCAGACGUGGAGCGACGACGGCUCUGUGUCAGAGCGGCGGCUGAGGUCGGAGGUCCUCUCUCUGGCUUGUCAUCUGGACGACCCUCCCUGUCUCCAAAGGGCCCGUCAGAGCUUCAAGGACUGGCUCGAGUCCAACGGAACUCUCAAUUUACCCACGGAUGUUGCAGAGACCGUGUAUGCAGUAGGAGCUCAGGAAGACCAUGGCUGGGCUUCACUCCUGCACACAUACAACACCUCGCUCUCUGAAGCACAGAAAAACAAAAUCCUUUUCGCCUUGACCUGCAGCAGAGACAUCAGCAAGCUACAAUUACUGCUGGAGCUGGGUCUGGAGGGGAAGGUGAUUCGAACGCAGGAUCUGUCUCAUGUCAUCCUCAUGGUGUCCAGAAACCCACGGGGACAACACUUGGCCUGGAACUUUGUCAAAAACAACUGGGACACACUGGUUAAAAAGCUCCAGUUGGCCUCAUCUUGUAUUAGACACAUCCUCAUCGGCACGACCAGACAGUUUUCCUCUGUGGAGGAGCUCACUGAUGUACAGCUUUUCUUUGAAUCCAUCGAAGAACAGGCGUCUCAGCUGAGAGUGACUCAGCUCGUCCUCGACAUUGUGCAGAAAAACGUUCGCUGGAUGCAGAGGAACCUGGAGACUCUGAGGAACUGGCUGAAUGAGCAAGUGAAGUGAAUAAAAUUCUGCAGGAGCGUUGGUGGUGGCAGUUAACAACAAAGGAAGGGGAAGUUUAAGGUUGAAAUCACUGGACUGCUGGUAGUUUUGUAUGUUAAAAGUAUUUUGUAAACUUUGACAAGAUGUGUGUUUGAAUACAAUUACAGCAACAUUACUGAUGUUGAAGUGAACUGAUAGAACAUUUGAAUAUUUGUCUUUGUGUGUGUGUGUGUAAGAGCGAGAGAGAGUAGUAACACAAACUUUGUGAAUGGAUUCUUCAGUAAAAUGGCUCACUUUACCACA